Messenger RNA from Thermothelomyces thermophilus ATCC 42464, 868 nucleotides. RefSeq lists its product as uncharacterized. Gene Ontology annotation, cellular component: ribosome; cytosolic small ribosomal subunit. NCBI's taxonomy places the organism in Eukaryota, Fungi, Ascomycota, Sordariomycetes, Sordariales, Chaetomiaceae. The transcript is spliced from 4 exons. Gene Ontology annotation, molecular function: structural constituent of ribosome. Gene Ontology annotation, biological process: translation. The record is from RefSeq and is a predicted model, not a curated record. Bases 90 to 575 code for a protein of 161 amino acids.
AGAAAUUUUGGCGAAAUUCCUCAACUUCACUGAUUGAAUCUGCGUCCCCAGCCAACAGAAGCGCAUCUUGUCUUCGCCCAACCAACAAGAUGGCUACCGAACUGACCGUCCAGAGCGAGCGUGCUUUCCAGAAGCAGCCGCACAUUUUCCUCAACAGCAAGACCAAGGUCAAGUCUACCCGGCCGGGCAAGGGCGGUCGGAGAUGGUACAAGGACGUUGGUCUGGGUUUCAAGACCCCCAAGACUGCCAUUGAGGGCCAGUACAUCGACAAGAAGUGCCCCUUCACCGGCAUGGUCUCCAUCCGCGGCCGUAUCCUGACCGGCACCGUCGUUUCCACCAAGAUGCACCGCACCAUCAUCAUCCGCCGCGAGUACCUUCACUACAUUCCCAAGUACAACCGGUACGAGAAGCGCCACAAGAACCUGGCCGCUCACGUGUCUCCGGCUUUCCGUGUGGAGGAGGGUGACCAGGUUACCGUUGGCCAGUGCCGGCCUCUGAGCAAGACGGUGCGGUUCAACGUUCUCCGCGUGCUUCCCCGGACCGGCAAGGCGGUCAAGAAGUUCAGCAAGUUCUAAAUAGUGGGCGGGGUCUUUUCAUUGGGCAUUUCUGGCGUGGUUUUGCUUUGAGGGACUUGAGCUUAUCAGAAACGGGACGGCCAGGCAGGGAAAAUGACUGCUCCGGGGGGACAUGAUCAUAUGUCGUAGAGGCAGUUCUUGCUGAAUGAAAUCCGCCAAGGUGAACUUGACAGGGCGCUAUGAUACCCACGCCGAGGGGCCAUGUAUUGUAGCAACAGUUUCUGGCGGAGGGGCUCGCAGAAGACGAGCCGAGAUAAGACUGAUAGCCCUGAACAGACCACCCAGUCAAGCAC